This is a messenger RNA of Cherax quadricarinatus, 3546 nucleotides long. RefSeq names its product ankyrin repeat and SOCS box protein 7. The record is from RefSeq and is a predicted model, not a curated record. NCBI's taxonomy places the organism in Eukaryota, Metazoa, Arthropoda, Malacostraca, Decapoda, Parastacidae. Gene Ontology annotation, molecular function: protein binding.
GAGCAUCAGUACACCGCCACACUACAGACAGUACGAACGCAGAUAAGCUCUAUCUGUACUUUGUGACUGGCAUAUGUAUAUUACAUAAGCAUUCAAGAGAGAAGUCAUAUGUAUAUUACAUAUACAUGCGGGAGUGUGUGUUGAAGCAUUUCCGAUUACUGUCUAGCAAAGUUAGAUCAUUUUACGCUCCCAGUUGUUUAAAAGUUAAAUGAUGGCAUCUGUGGUGCGUCGUUGGGCACUGGACUCUCAACUUUUGGUGGCAAUCCAGAAUAAUGACGUUAUGCGUGCCCAUAAACUUUUCCAAGCUGGAGUGGACACUGAUAUACGCUUCUCAAUUAAUUCUCAGCAGAGACCAGCACUCUGUCUCUGUGUUGAGAACAAUGCUCUUGACAUGGUUCAGCUCUUGGUUGAGUUGGGUGUAAGCAUUAACCAAGGAGAUUCUGGAGGCCUAACACCACUUCACAUAGCAUGUACACACAGUUAUACUAAUUUGGCUGGCCUCCUCAUUAAAGCUCGUGCCAAUGUCAAUGCUCGGACACAUCAAGGACGGACUCCACUCCAUCUUGCUGCUGUGAGAGGCAAUCAAGAUUUGGUGAAGCUUUUAUUAUCCCAAGAAGCAGCUGUAGAUGUCGUUGAUGGGGAUGGCUGUACACCACUCCACUAUGCUGCUGCAUCAGCAAAUUCUGAAAUUGUUGAGAUUCUACUCAGUGCCCAUGCAAAUCCUGAAACUAUUGAUAAUCGAGGCAAUACAGCACUUCAUUAUGCUGUUGAUGUAAAUGGUGUGAAAGCCUUUACGGUGAGAAUACUGGCAAUGGUUCAUCCAGUUGCAGCUUGUAUAACAAACUCUGGCAUGGAAACACCUCUACAUAUUGCGGUGAAAAGUGGUAGACAAGAUGCAGAGAGUAUUCUUGCAGCAGUAGUGGAAGUAGGAACAAGGGCUGCCCUUAACUCUAAAGGCCCUUUAGGCCAUACACCAUUACACUUGGCUGUUUUAGAGCACCGUCUCAAUCUUUUGCGUCUUCUCCUCACUGCAGGAGCAGACACGAACACCGAGGAUCACUUGGGACAUACUCCUUUGGUAUCAGCAGCAAGAGAUGCUACUUGGGGUGCGGUAGCUCUGCUCUUGGCUGCUGGAGCACGUACUAAAAAACUGAUACGAGGAGGGGACAUAGAAAAUGAAGUACGGGACUCUGGCAUUCGUGCACUACUUGAAGAAGCCACAAGACAACCUCCUUGCCUCUCUAGUUUGUGUCGCCGAGCACUCACUCAUCAUCUGGGUCCUGGUGCCCUUCGUGCGCUUUCAAAAGCGACUCUGCCUUCUGUGUGGCAAGACUUUCUUACUUUCCAAUCAGUAAGCCUAUAGUUAUUGAAAAAAAAAUACCACUCAUAGUCACAAGAAAAUGUCAUGCCAUGCAGUUAGCAUACUAUUGAACUUUAAUGGUACUCAACUCUCUUUGAAGGUGCUAUUUUAUUAUUUAUUUCAGAGAUGAACUGAGAAAAUGCUUAGAGGAUUAUGUGUUGACAUGUAAUUUAUGAAGAUACUGUACUUAGUUGAGUAUCAAAUAGAAUGAUGUGCUGCAUUUUGUUCAGUGGAUAAAUCUACUGUGUAUAGAAUUAUCUAGCUCAUGUUUGGAUGUUUCCAUAUUUAAAAAAAUGCAUAUAAUUUAAGUUUUCUAAUGUAAAUAUUUUAGGUAAGACACAUAGGCAACAGUUAGGCAACUUUAUUCCGAAAUGUGUCGCCUACACAGUAGGCUUCUUCAGUCGAAUACAGAAAGUAGGCAGGAACAGUAGAGAUGUGAAGACGAUGUAGUCAGUCCAUCACCCUUGAAGUUGUAGAAUUUGAGGUUGUCAGUCCCUCAGCCUGGAGAAGUUCAGUUCCAUAGUCAGGAACUAUCUGAAGAUCAAGCGACAGUGCGGAGACUUAAAUACUGUCGGAAGGAGAGGUGCAGAGUAGUAGUAGUAGUAGUACGUUUCGGAAUAAAGUUGCCUAACUGUUGCCUAUGUGUCUUACCUACCAACCUGUCGGUAUUGUAUACCAUUUUGAUGUAAAUAUUUUAGAUGACAGUUCUUCAUUUACAGCAUAAUUGGUAUAAUUUGAUAAUGUGUAAUUGCCUCUCUAUAUUGUAGUGUCAGGUAGGCAAAGUUUCUUAUGCAGGUUAUCCUCAGUAAACUUUAUUACAUAGCAACACUUGACUCAUUUGCCAAAGAAGUUGCAAUCACUUAGUUCAUAGGCAUGUUUAAUGUGCACAUUUCUCAUUUGCUACAGUAUUUAAUUUAAAUUCUCAGUUAUAGAAACCAAAUUGUCAUAUUGGUUUUUAUAAACUAUGUAUUUAUAAAAUUUAUUAUUACUGUAUUGUUAUUAUUAUUAUUAUUAUUAUUAUUAUUAUUCACAAAAAAUGCUACCAUAUAUUUUUUAAAUUGUUGAAAAAUAAUAGACAAGUAAGAGAAGCCAGAAAAAUAAGACUAAGUAAGAGAAGCCAGAAAAUGUAAUAAAGUAAGAGAAGCCAGAAAAUGUAAUAAAGUAAGAGAAGCCAGAAAAUGUAAUAAAGUAAGAGAAGCCAGGAAAAUAAUCAAGUCCACAUAGGUAGUGCAACUCUUGUAAUGCUCUCUUGAAUACCGUUUUUUUUUUUUAAAGGGUUUCCAAGAAAUAAUAAACAGUAAAUCUUCAAUAUAAAAGACUAAGGGGGAGAUUCUCUGAGUGUCCAUUCAUUCAGAAUAUUAAAAACUUGCAUAAAAAGCACUUAGGUAAUCUGUUGUGUACCUUGUGCAGUACUGUACACAUUAGAGGUACAGUAGUACACAUCGAAAUUAAAUGAGUUUAUAAGUAGAUUAUGUGUGGUACUUGAAGGGUUCAUUAUAUAUCAAGGCCAACUAUAUCCAGGGUUUCCUGUUUUAAUUUAGCCCUGAAGUAUUUUGGAUGAGAUUACAAAGAAAUAUGAUUCUCAUAGAUGGUACAAGAGAUUACACUUGGGAUAGGUGUAAAAGAUAAGCUAUUUUUGUUUUUAAUGUAUAAAUACAGUAAUCCCUUGAUUUAAUGGACUAAUAGGGAGGAGAGGGUGGCUGGUCCUGUUGUUUGUGGUUAAUAAAGGUGAUUAUUUUGCUGUGAUCAUAACAGUAAUGAAUAAUUUUCCAUUCAGUGAACUUUGUCCAUUGUUUCUGAAUCAAUUAACCCAGUUAAUUUUGUCUUGUAUUUCUGAAGUCCAUUCACUUGAGGUCUGUUAAAUCUUGGGUUCGACAGUUUGUUGUUUUCAAUUUGUUAACACUUGUAUAUAAUCUAUACAGAGACUGAGGGCAUUUAAAGAGGAUGGAAUAGAUAAGGAUGAUGAAUGGGGUGUACAAAGCUGGGGUGGAAGGAAGGAGAGGUAGGGGCCAUCCUAAGAAGGUUGAAGGGAGGGGGAUAAUGUUUUUAAGUGCUAGGUUUUAAGUAUCCAGCAGACUUGUGUGAAUGUUAUAUCAGAGUGAGUGGAGACAAGUGGUUUUUAUGGCUUGAUUUUUUGUUGGAAAGGGAUUCAUAGAAAUUGGUUUGCCAAACUUGAGUCCUGGAGG